Elaeis guineensis (African oil palm) is the source of this 501-nucleotide messenger RNA. The record is from RefSeq and is a predicted model, not a curated record. Lineage: Eukaryota; Viridiplantae; Streptophyta; Magnoliopsida; Arecales; Arecaceae.
AUGACAGAGCAAAGAGCUGCUCUGGAUAAGUGGAUGGAUGAUAACCUUAGGAUGAAGUGCUAUGUUCUGGCUUCCAUGUUAAAGGAGUUGCAGAGCCAGCAUGAGUACAUGCCCACUACCCAUGCUAUGAUCACUUAUCUGCAAGAGUUGUACAGAGAGCAGAGCCACACCGCGUGCUUUGAAUUAUCCAAGCGAUUGUUCAAUAUGAAGAUGCAUGACGAGCAGUCAGCCCACGAUCAUUAUAUGACCAUGAUCAAGGACCUUGAAGAGCUUAAGAAGCUCAGGCUAAAUAUGCAGAGGGAGUUAAAAGUAGAUUUGAUCCUCCAAUCCUUGAUCAGUUCAUUUGGACAGUUUAUUGUGAACUACAAUAUAAACAAAUUGGACUGCAACUUAUCCAAGUUGGUCAAUAUGCUGAUCACUGCUGAGGGUAUCUUGAAAAGUUUAAGGGACUAUCCUAGAGAGCCUAAAAAAAGAGGUGAAAUGCCUUGUGAAGGUUGUUAG